Anoplophora glabripennis (Asian longhorned beetle) is the source of this 2027-nucleotide messenger RNA. RefSeq names its product probable nucleoporin Nup58. The transcript is spliced from 6 exons. Gene Ontology annotation, cellular component: nuclear pore. Gene Ontology annotation, biological process: nucleocytoplasmic transport. The record is from RefSeq and is a predicted model, not a curated record. Bases 204 to 1781 code for a protein of 525 amino acids. Gene Ontology annotation, molecular function: structural constituent of nuclear pore. Lineage: Eukaryota; Metazoa; Arthropoda; Insecta; Coleoptera; Cerambycidae.
UAAAGGGUUAUGUUGUUGAAUAGCAUUUAACUUAAAUUUUGUAGAUAUUCUUAUGAUAGAGAAAGAAAAAUAGAUUCUUGUUUUAUACGUUCAUUAUAAAUUGUUUUAAAUGUUAAUUAAAAAUAACCAUUUAUUUUUUUCUGGUGUUUUUAUUUAACUGCCUAACAAGCAGUUUAAAUCAUUUGUGAUCAAUUUAAUAAGAAAUGUCUUCUGGAUUUGGUUUUGGUUCUAAAUCUACAGCUGUUCCCAGUUUUGGCACAGGAAGCAUAACGUUCGGUACUCCUGCCACUACUAUUACUCAAAAUCAACCAGGAUUUGGUGUUGCAACCACAAAUGUUCAAUCUACUAGUGGUUUCCAGUUUGGAACACCAACAACAUCUGCAUCUACUCCAAAUUUAUUUGGAACCCCAGGUAGUAACUUUAAACCAAGUGGCUUUGGAACUCUAGCUCAAAAUGUUGGGUUAUUUAAUACCUCGACACCGACUGCUCCUACCGGAUUAACUUUCGGUACACCAACAACAUCUGUUGUAAAUGUUGGACUCUCUCUUGGAGGUGCAUCUACGACAGUUACUCCUUCCACGGGACUCUUUGGGACUCCUGUAACUUCGACAGUUACCCCUCUUUCAUUCGGACUCGGAACCCCAGCCACCACCGCGACUUCAUUAUUCCCAGCUACAACAUCUGGUGUAGGCAGUAAUCUUUUCGCAACUCCUGCUAGUACUACUACAACUCCUGGAUUUGGUUUUGGAUUAUCUUCCACUACUGCACCGACUUUAGGGAAACCCCCAACAACUGUCGUUGGUGGUUUAACUUUUGGAGUUGGUGCUCCCACAUCAACAGGUUUAAAUUUUGGACUGGGUGGAGCAACAAUUACAUCAGCAGCUACGACAAACCUCAAUGCCUUAAGUACUGCAUCGUCUUUAGUAGGAUUGGGUGGUCAGGCCUCUUCUCAAAUAAAAACAGGCACAGUUGUGACAACUCAGAAGGAAGUUGCUCCGAAAGAACAACCAUUGCCCAAUGAGAUCCUGCAGACUGUUGAACAAUUCAAAGAAAUGGUCAAAAAUCAGAAGCUCUAUAGUUCAGACAUAGCCAGGUGCUCUAUAAGAGAUUUUAAAAAGGUCGAACAGGAAAUCGAUCUGCUCAAUAACAUUUUGAACGAGGUCGAAUGCCAGUUACAGAAAAAUAGGUAUCUGGCGGAGAAACUGAAAUAUGAUACUGCCAAGAGUUUACAGAAUGUUGAAAUGGCACAAAGGACGCAGGACACUCCUCCUGGUUUGCAGUAUGAAAAUUCAGCUCCACUGAAAUUCUUCUUGGAAUUAGGCGAUCAGUUUGAAAGAGAAAUGCAAGCUCUGAAGACCCAAAUAGAGGCCGCUGACAAAUAUGUGAAAAAUCACAGAAAUCCAGAUACAUUAACUCCACAAGAUUUAUCUCUAGGAAUGAGAAGGCUUCACGAAACAUUUGUGGCUUUAGCAGGACGUUUACAGUCUGUUCAUAAUCAAGUAGAAUCCCAGAAAGACACUUAUAUAAACAUCCGGCGUCAUUUGUAUAAUGAUGUUUCAAAUCCGUUUGAUAAAAUAAGUAAAUCGACAGAUUUAAUUGUGGGUAGUAUAAAGACUGCCCUAAUAUAUUCUCCACCGAAAGUAGCGUCCGGACCGACACCUUUUAAUCACAUGCCAUUCCUUAACGGGAAUCCAUUAGUACAACAGCCAAAUCAGUCGACAUAUUCGGCAACAACUAGUGUGGCACCAUCAGGAACAGGGCCAUACUUUUGGAGGCCCUAGGAACAGCAUGAUUAUGAAAUACCUUUAAGAAAAAAAUGUGACUAAGAUACACAGUGUUCCGAAUUGGGCACCUAUCCAAGUACUAACUGAAAUAAACUUUUUCAAAAUUAUGUCUUGUGAAUAAUUCAUUUUUGUCAAUGACUUUUUCUAGGUUUUGGAAACACUUUAACCUUUGGAACUCAAAUAGGUACCCAGCCAUCUAACACUUCAUUAUUUGGGUCACAAUUUGGUCAAACCACGUUUGGA